AUGGCACCAUCGCCUACAAUGCGGAGGCUUCUCAAAGAGACCGCCGAGCUUUCGUCGUCGUCCUCGAAUCCGAACCCUUCCUUCUUCGCGGCGCCUGUCUCGGACUCAGACUUGCACGAAUGGCACUUCACGCUCCUUGGCCCGCCGGCGCCCUCACCUUACGCUGGUGGUAUCUACCAUGGGCGCAUCACACUUCCCACAACAUAUCCGCUGAAACCGCCCAAUUUCCGCUUCCUUACACCCUCUGGUCGUUUCGAAGUCAAUCGCGAGAUCUGUCUUAGCAUAUCAGGGUUUCACGAGGAGACAUGGAUGCCUGCAUGGGGUGUGAGGACGGCGCUGACAGCCCUAAGAUCUUUCAUGGCCGAAAAAGGAUCGGCAGGCCAGGUGGGUGGGCUCGAGUCCAGUCCGGAGGUUAGGAUGAAGUUGGCCAAGGACAGCCGCGCGUGGAGGUGUGAUGCGUGCCAGAAGUCGAACGAGACGAUCAUGCGUGAAUGGUGGGAGAUUUGUUACAAGGCCGGCGUGAGAGUUCAGGAGGAGGAUCUAAAUCUCGAAUCACUACCCGAUGGGAUGGCCCUAGAGGCCAGGGAUCCCAAAGCACAGAGCAUACCGGAGCCAAGCGAGGGCGGUGCAGAAAGGCAUUUAAAUGAGAAGACUGCACAGCCGGGGACUUCCCAAGUACAGGUGCCGUCCGAUUCUUCGUCCACAACGCCCUUGAUGCCACCAAGGCCCUCUUCUUCAACGGAUGUGCUUCAUGUAGACGGAGCGUAUCAACCACACAGUCCAUGCUCAACCCUCCGUCCGGCAUCCCCGGCGUCUCUUCCCUUCGUCCCCACGCCAUCGGCCGAAGCAGUCCAGGCAUCCGCCGAAGCAGUCCUUACACCAUCUGACCUCGCUCUGCCACCACCCUCGGACGACUCACGGGCCCGACACCCCAUGGUGUCCAGCAUCCACGCACCCCCAGUAGCAGCGGCUAACGCGGCCGUCUUACGAACUGCACAACCGUUGGCCCUUCAGCAGAACGGAGAGCGACAGCGUGAGCAGACCAUCACAAUCGACCGCGCCAUAGCGGGUGUCUUUCUGGCCCUGUGUCUGAUGGUACUCAAGAAGAUCUUCUACCCUGCGGGCGGGGCUGGACAUGGAGGUGUUGACGAGUUCUAUCUUCAGCGGGAGUGA
Capronia epimyces CBS 606.96 is the source of this 1173-nucleotide messenger RNA. RefSeq names its product ubiquitin-conjugating enzyme E2 J1. NCBI's taxonomy places the organism in Eukaryota, Fungi, Ascomycota, Eurotiomycetes, Chaetothyriales, Herpotrichiellaceae. Bases 1 to 1173 code for a protein of 390 amino acids. The record is from RefSeq and is a predicted model, not a curated record. The transcript has a single exon.